Molecule: messenger RNA, 6620 nt
Organism: Xyrauchen texanus (razorback sucker)
Lineage: Eukaryota; Metazoa; Chordata; Actinopteri; Cypriniformes; Catostomidae
Product: insulin receptor substrate 2-B-like
Exons: 2
Coding region: 923-4051 (1042 amino acids)
Biological process (GO): insulin receptor signaling pathway
Cellular component (GO): plasma membrane; cytosol
Molecular function (GO): phosphatidylinositol 3-kinase binding; insulin receptor binding
Source: RefSeq, a predicted model, not a curated record
CAUCAAUGGGUAGCAUAUAUGAGUGAUAUACAGUAUAAUGAUCAUUUAAUGUACAGUCACUUGAAAUCACACUAUCAGGAGAGGGCAGUAUAAUCCAGAUUAAUAUUCAUUAUUACAGCAGACAAGUAUACAAGAAAAAGAAAGGGAACGCAACUUGAUGACAGACAGACAGACAGACAGACAGACAGACAGACAGACAGACAGAUAGACAGAUAGACAGAUAGAUAGAUAGAUAGAUAGAUAGAUAGAUAGAUAGAUAGAUAGAUAGAUAGAUAGAUAGAUAGAUCCUUUAACUAGUGUCAGCGUGAUGCAAACUGGAUCCAUUGUAGUAUUAUGAAGAUCCAGAAACACUGUUUUCUAAUGUAAAAUAAGCCAUGACGAUUCUGUGCUCAUCCCGUUCUUCGUUGUAUUUCUUGCCUCUGGGCUCCUCAUCUUCAUUCUCAUUACAAAGAUUUUAUUCCAGCGCUCCACUGUCUGCCCACUGAGGCAGACGAGAGAUCUCCCCGUCCAAUUGACAGGACGCGGCUUCUGCAUCGACGGCUCUCAUUGGUCUACAGCGAUGUCAGUUACGGUGCUUGUCAUGAACAUGCCAAUCAGCAGCGCCGAUGCAGCCGUUCAACCCGCGCCGUGCGAUGACGUGCGCGUCAUGUGAUGUUUUCGCUGGGCUGUAGUGAUGUGUAGACACCAUGAGUGAAGCGGGGAAUUAAAGCUUUAUAAUGGCAGCGAGCGAUGAUGGAGGCUCUGCGAAGACUCACUGUUUCGUUGCGCUUGUCGUGCUGAAUAAUCCCCGGGACGAUACAUCGGAAGGCAGCGCGGAUUACUUGAAGCAGUGAUUCUAUCGGAGCUACAAACCUGCAGCCAACAAAAUGGGCCGUGCAUCGGCGUAAAGCGGAGGUGAAGUGACCUUUCAGCGCGUUGUCCCAUGGAAGAUCGGCCAGAAUUAUCGAAUCACGGCGUUAUGUUGACACUGGAGACGCAACCGCGUCGCGCUGUCACGAAAUCGGCCGCGACCGACGGCAACAUCUCUUGUGCUGCCGGGGAGCCUCCAUCCUCCUCCUCCUCCUCCUCAAUCAAUAACAGCGGCUCCUGUUUGACCAUGCACUUAACGACCUCCUCUCAUUCUCAGCCACAGAGGAGAUACAAUCCGCCUUACCACUUUAAAGUGCAUCAUCUUUUCCCAGAUGAGAGCCCUCAGGAUGCUGUUUUGAUGAAGAACCUGCCACCUCUCCAGUAUAAAGUGCACGACUCUGCCUUCUGUCGCGUCCUGAGCGCUGACACCACUGCUGCUGCCCUGGCUGCUGCCGCCGUUUGCUCUGGUGGCGUGGAAAGGGACAUCUGGAAGUGUGGCUAUCUGAGAAAACAGAAACAUGGCCACAAGAGGUUCUUCGUCCUGAGGGGCCCCAGUAACUUGGGGCCCAGUCGGUUGGAGUAUUACGACAGCGAAAAGAAAUUCAAAAAUGCCCUCAAAGCUGCUGCUGCCUCCGGUGUUGCAUGCCUUGCAAAGAGGGUGAUUUAUCUGUCCCAGUGUUUUACUGUAAACAAGAGGGCUGAUGCUAAGAACAAAUACCUCAUUGCCCUUUAUACUAAAGACGAGUAUUUCGCCGUGGUGGCGGAGAAUGAGCAGGAACAAGAGGAUUGGUAUUUGGCCCUCACCGAACUGAUGACGGAGGGCAAAAAGGGGCAGCUUGAGACAGAUGAACUUGAUGAUGGUUACGGGACGAUUUCGCCAGGUACUAUUUUCAAAGAGGUCUGGCAGGUGAACGUCAAACCAAAAGGGUUGGGUCAGACCAAGAAUUUAAUGGGGGUGUACCGUCUGUGCCUUUCCGCCAAGACUAUUCACCUGGUGAAGCUUAACUCUGAGACGCCCGCUGUAAACUUGCCGUUAAUGAACAUCCGCCGCUGUGGCCACUCUGAGAGCUUCUUCUUUAUUGAGGUGGGCCGCUCCUCUUCCAUUGGCCCUGGUGAAAUCUGGGUGCAAGUCGAGGACUCUGUGGUGGCGCAGAAUAUGCAUGAGACAAUUCUGGACACUAUGAAGGCCUUAAAGGCCUUUCCUGAUUUUAGACCGCAAUGCAAGAGCCAGUCCUCUGGGUCGAACCCCAUCCCAUUCAUCACCACUCGCCGGCAUCUCGGCAACCUUCCCCCCAGCCAGACCGGGCUGCAGCGCCCCUCCAGGACGGAUUCGGUGAUGGGCACAACACCAACAGGGAAGAGUAAAGGAGGAAGGGGCCAGCGCUAUCGGACAUCCAGUGAGGGUGAAGGCAACCAGGACCGGCCCCUCAGCUCUGGGACGGGCAGCCUGGUGCACCUGAACACGCCCGUUCUCAGUGUGGGCCGUGAAGAGACAGGCAGUUGUUGUGCCUGCAUUUCACCUGGUUCGACCCACCACACCCGUUCUGCUUCACUUCCCGUAUCUCACUUCCUGUCUGCCACCAGCCCUAUCAGUGUGUCCAGCAGCAGCGGGCAUGGCUCAGCCUCUGACAUGCACACUCGUCCCUCUAGCUCAUCCAUUUGUGGCUCUCCUAGCGAUGGUGGCUUCAACUCGUCCGAUGAGUUUUGUCCCAGCCCAUGUGACUUCAGGUACUUUCAUGCAAGCUGCACCACCCCCGAAUCCCAUGGCAACACCCCACCCAUUAGGGAGGAUUACCGGCUGACGGAGUACAUGGCCAUGGAUUGGCAUAAAGACCGUGCCAGGACCUUUGAGGAGGAGAGCAGUUACAUGGAAAGGACUUUCCUCAAGCUAGCACAUUCCUCCAAGCCAAAGCUGGGUGGCGGUUUGGGCGGUAUGCAGCAGAAAUCCACACAAACCUCUUUGUCUUUAGAUGAAUCGAGCCCAGUGGAGUCCAAACGGCACCAAGUUUGCUCGUGUCUGCUGAAGUCCGCUUAUAAAUCUUACUCAGAGUUACAUCACCCAAACAAACCAUCCUGUCAAAAGAAACUGCCAAAUGAUGAUGGUUAUAUUCCCAUGAUGUACAGCAAUUCAGAUUACAUCCCUAUGCAACCCAGGGCAAACCACCCUGCCACCCUGGACAUACAUCUGUGCUCCUCGCAGCAAGCAAACCGAUACGGCUACAUGAUGAUGCUCCCGGGUGACAGUCCAUCCUGCAGGGAGCAGGCCGAGUAUGAUGACUACAUGGACAUGUCUCAAAUCACUGAGGCUGAAGGCUUUUCCCAGGCCUCACCCAUAGGCUCGAAAUCCUAUGGCUCCUACUUCUCUCUUCCGCGGUCUUACAAAGCCCCGUCACGAGAGAAACACGACAAGACAGAAUACAUUCCCAUAUACCCCACUGAGCCCCCCAGUCCAGGUGCGUACAUCCACAUGGAUUUUGGGGACCGGCCCACUCACGCCGCUAUUUCGCCAUCCUCUGUAAACUCCCCCUCCACCCCACCCCCAUUGUUGGGCUGCUCCUCACCCGAUCACGACUACUUGGGCCUGAACAUGGACAGCUUUCUUAAAGACCGCCCUCCUCGACACUCGCUUGUUGCUCCGUGGAACCCCCCAAACUAUGCUCGGCCCUUAGGAUGCUCUUACGGCCAGGCUUUGACUAAUUUAAAUUCAGAGAAUAUGCAUGGUGGAUGUGGUGAUGCUAGCAGUCCUUUGCGAAUGAUGCAGCAUCUUUGUAUGUCCGAACGACUUCCGCUCAGCCAAACGGAGCCCAAGGUAAUCAGAGCAGACCAUCAGGGUAGGAGACGACACAGUUCAGAGACUUUCAUCCCCUCCCCUGUUUCCUCCGCAAGUGGUUGCAUCAUCAGGCCCUCGGCCUACCAGAAUCCCCCCGAAGCUAGCAAGUGGCAGAACUCUGCCUCCUUUGAUAGCGUGUGGUCGCGCUCAGAGGCCUCUGCUGAUGCGGAAAACUCAGCAAUAGGAGAAACGUGCCAGAACACCUCAUCCAGCUACCUCAACUAUAUCGCCCUGGACCUGAGAGAAGUGCCCAGGGUCACACGUGACACCCCGCCUCCACACCAAGUUCAUAGUAACCUCCGUGAAAGUGAAGCUUAUGCUGGUAUAGACUUCUCCGUUACAGGAGGACAUUCCACUGCCUCAAAAGAUUGAGUGAGUCAUAUGCCGAUGCCCGAGGGGAACUCUGGAAUGCCAAAUCGGAAGCUGCCUCCUCCUCAGACCUCCGACAACCAAUACUGAGAAACUGCACAACCUCUUAUGCUCUGUAUUUCCCACAAAACUGCCUCAACAACUGGUUUCAUUGGUCUGUUUUUGAAGGAACAAUAAUGUUUUCUGGUCUUGUUUACGAGAGUGGGUUCGCUACAUCAGAACUGUGAGCUCCAAACAUCUAGCACUUAUAUUUUUGUGUAAAUGGUAUUAAAUGGUAUCAUAGCUCUUACGUUACAGGUUUGCGUUUCUCCACGCAAAAUGUUAUAGAUCUGUGUAGAUAGGAGGAGCUUGUAUAUUGAAUAUCAUUUUGUAUUAUGAGCCGGGUACUUAGUGCUACCUUCUUGUAACCCCUCACCACUCACCAAGACACUCGCCAAAUGUAACACUUGAUUUUUAUUUAUAUAAAGUCAAUUAAUAUUUUUUCAGGGAGCAAUGAGUUGCCUACACAUACAGUGCAUAUACUGUAAAAGGGUUUUAUUUUACUGCACAAACUACGUUUUGAAACCACUUCUGUUUUUUUUUUUUGUUGUUUUUUUUUUUUGUACAGUGUGCUCAAAAUCAUCUCAAUCAGUGUCUUCGUUGCAUGAAAACAUCUUCCUACGAGAGUGUGUGCAUGGCAAGCCCGUUAAUCGUGCAGGAUAUGAAUGAUACACGGUAUAUCAAACAUUAAUUCUUAAUAUCAAAUAUUAUGCCAUUAUUUGUGAAAAUACACAUUCUUGAUAUCAAAAAUGGUCAGUAAAAUGAUCAUUUUUACUGGUGAAAAGUGCAUUACUGAUAUGUGAAAUUGGAAUUAUUUAUUAAGUUAUUUAUAUUAAAUUUAAUUGUAAUUGCAUUUUGAUGUAAAAAAAAAAAAAAAAAGUGUAUUCCCACGAGUAACGGCAUCAUUUUUUUAUAGAGUUAACAUUUUUACAAGUGCACACUUAAUUACUGAUAUCAACAUACAGCAUUUUAUCUAGUAAAAAUUGUAUUGUAGAUAUCUGUCAUUCACAUCCUGCAUGUGAUUAAAUGUCAAAAGGGAUUGUGUCUGUGAAUGUGAGUUAUGUAGUAACAUUGGACAAAUAAAAAAAAAAAGGAAUAUGAGUAUUUUGACCAACGCAAAGCUUCGAAACAAGUAUACACUUUUCUAAGAGCACUUUUUAGAUGAUACAGUGUUUUUAAGUUACAUGGAUGCCAUCUGCUGUUGUUGCCAUUGGGAAACAACUCUCAAAAUCAGUUCAACCUCGUCUGUAUUAGCGAGUUGUCAAGUAUUAUCGACUUUGAGGUCAGUUGAGAUGCAAAGUACUAUUAUUUCUAUGACCAUAGACUCUAAUGGUUCAUUUAAAAUGCAGUGCUGCAUUGUUUACAUAGCUUCUGAAAAUGUUAGGCCUUGAUGUAGCCACUGGACUAAAGAUAAGAUACAGUAUGUUUACUUCUUGAGGUUGCGUAGUCUUACAAACUGCCACAUUACACCAGGACGCUGGUACAAAUGUACAAAUCCUGUUACUCUGCAUUCCCUACAUGGUACAUCCUGUUUGUUUGUUUGUUGUUUGUUUAUUUAUUUAUUGUGUUUAUUUAUUGAAUCCAAUGCAGUGACGUUCACUGUUAACAGGACAGUUUGUAUAGUGCAUCGCUGGUGAUCGCAAUUGUACGAAAAUAGUACUCACUGAGAAGGGGAUUUCAGUGUAUAUAUAAUGUCGAAAAGCCUGUUUUCCCUCAACUCUUGGGCCUUUUUAUUACCAAGAGUUAUUAGUCCUUUUUGCUUGUACCUGAAAGCUUUAUAUGAAGAGAUGUUGGGUUGAGGUUGUGGUUGAAAGCUGUGUAGUACGAUGUGUAAGCUUUACAUUAGUAGUCCAGAUGAUGUUGGGAUGACGCAGUACGUCAGUGACUUCCUCCAUUCGUUUCGGCAGCAGCCAACCUGCGGCUGCUUCUCUUUAUUUGACUAGCUUUUGUGUCAUGCUAUUGUGUCAUGAUAUUGCAUUGCUUUAAUGUAAGUACAAUGUGAAAUGGAGAAAAUAAAACAAGUAGUAAACCGUUUCCUGGGACUUUUUCUACACAAUAACUACCGUGACAGCCUGGAAAGGUAAUCAAGCUUGUGUUUGUUUGUACUAGGGACUCCACUGAGGUUAUAGAUUGGGGAAAAUUGUAUUGUUUGGGAUUGUGCCAAGUUGUUUGCUUUUUUUCUAUGACUGAAAGGAAGAAAAAAAAAGAAAACUAAUAGAAAUGGACAGAAUCUGUGUUGACGAUUCGCAGUUCAUUUGGUCAGUUCUCACUUUAGCUGAAACAUGUUGAUAAUAACGACUGAAGCAGACCAUUAUCAGCGGCGUCUUCCUUUGUAAAUAUUGUAAUUUUUGAUAUUCCUUUUAUUGUCAAACAUGUUACACGGCACCUCCUUUGGUUGUAUUUAAAGAUGGUAAUUUUUUAUUAUUUAUUUAUUUUUGGUCAGUACUACAUUUUUAUAUUUUAUUUUUGGUGUAUAUUUAUCAGAAGGUUUUUGCUUGUAAUAGAGCUAUUGCAAUAAAAAAGUGCCAAGGUA